AUGGAAUCAUCUGAUUGUUGUGGCUCAAUGAGCACCUCGGAUAUAAUUUGGGACAACGAUGGAUUAUUAUCGACCACAGAUGCCGCCCUGGAACUCCCCGGCAGUGCUUCAACAUCCUCACAGUCCCAGACGCCCGCUGAUAGAGUGGAUAUGGUUCCGACACUGAUCAUAGGACCGGAGUCCCUUAACAACUGCAGCACAUCCACGGAGUUUACUGAGGCAGACACAUCAUCCGACGGUACCAGCCCAAUCCCCUUGCAAAGAUUUUCGACUGUUGAGUCGCACCUUGGCGAAGCUAUCUCGACUCCGGAGCACCUUCACUUCGACUCAUCUGAAUUGGGAGUUUGGGCGAGCAACGACAGAGUAGAGGCAUACCUUCAACCCUCUUUGCUUAUACUCCCGCGCUCAACCUUUCUGCCUUACGUGCAUAGUUUCUUCCAACGACUCUACCCAGUGUUCCCCGUUGUCGACAAAGAAUACCUUCUCACUUUGCUGCAGUCAGAUGAACAUGAAGAACAACCGCUACCAUCUGGUCUUUACUCGUUCCUCACUGCCCUUUGCGCUGCGGUCAUCGUGCAGCUCAAUGUCGCAGACCUAGGAAGCCUCGAGGUACAGAGCUUGACCCUUGACGAUAUUGAUCAUAGCCCUCAGCCAGCGUUUCCUGCACAGUUCUUCGUGUCUCAGUGUUUGCAAGCCCGCCAGCAGAGAUGUUACAUUGAGGAUCCCGAUGAAUGGACAGUUCUGACAUCCUUCUUUCUUUUCGCAUACUAUGGCAAUGUGAAUCAGAGCCACCUCGCGUGGUAUUAUCUCCGCGAGGCAAUAGGAUUCGUUGAGGCGUUGGGACUGGAUGAAUCAAAUACCUAUAUUGGCCUUGAUAUGGAGACUGCUCAGCGUCGAUGCCGUAUAUUCUGGCUUCUUUUCAUCACAGAACGGGCCUAUGCUAUCCAGCAUCGGAGACGAACAGUCCUAGCACCCACUGUUGAUCUACCCCGUGUAUUCGAAUCACAAGAUCCCAAACUAGCAUACGGCUUCGUGACUUUGGCUAGGGUGUUCUCUGCUGUGGACGGGCCUUUGAUGACCGCAUGGAGGGAACAACCACCUACGGGUACUGGUACUAUACCUCAAAAGGUCAGCCAGUCAAUCGUCAGAUACAUGCGCCGUAACGACGUGGAAGGCAUACCGUCCGACAUCGAGGAAACUCAGCGUGUUGAUAUUCUUGUCACCCAUCACUGGCUUCGGGUGCUUGUCUGUCAACUGCAAAUUGGACAUACACCACAGACAGUCUCAACUGCUGAUAGAUCCACCACACAUUAUGUUUUGGAUGCAUCGCGGAACUUAUUGCAGAUUAUAUUGUCUGCUACUCCGCAAUGUCUUGAGUCUCAUGGUAUUGGCAUGGAGCAAAAGAUUUCUGAUGUGGCGAGUUGCUUGUGUGACAACUUAACAGGGCUGAACAUGGACCAACUCUCCACUAACUUCUUUUCGGCGCUGGAUGUCCUGAACAACUUCAUGGUUUUUCUUGCUGGCUUUCGGAAUCACGAGUCCCAGUAUCUUCGGCCGCUUGUACAGAAGGCAAGCACCGUUCUGGCUGCCAGGCUUCAUCCUGCUUCUUUCCCAACGGCUAUAGAAGAACAAAUGAAAGACCAGGAAAUCCUAGGUUACGAGCAGGACGAGAGUUUAUGA
Molecule: messenger RNA, 1680 nt
Organism: Fusarium sp. VM40
Lineage: Eukaryota; Fungi; Ascomycota; Sordariomycetes; Hypocreales; Nectriaceae
Source: the annotation of a GenBank genome assembly